This is a messenger RNA of Micromonas commoda, 318 nucleotides long. RefSeq lists its product with no specific name. Gene Ontology annotation, cellular component: EMC complex; plasma membrane; Golgi apparatus. The record is from RefSeq and is a predicted model, not a curated record. NCBI's taxonomy places the organism in Eukaryota, Viridiplantae, Chlorophyta, Mamiellophyceae, Mamiellales, Mamiellaceae. The coding region runs from base 1 to 318 and encodes 105 amino acids. The transcript has a single exon.
AUGUUGGACAACAAGUACCACUGGAGCGCGGUGGCGGGCUUUCUGGUCCUAUUCCACGCGUGCUACAGCGUCAUCGCGUACAGGAACGACCUGAAGAUCGCGGGCGACGAGUUCGAGGGAGUGCCGUUCCUGGUGCUGAUCGAGUGCGCGAUCGGAUUCGGGGCGUGCGCGUGGGGCUCCGUCGGGUUCGCCGGGGAGCUCGUGCCCAUCAAGGCGGAGCCGGUGGAGCUGCCCCCGGUGACCAUGGAGAAAAACGACGAUUUCAUGACGUUCAGGCACCGCGGGAGGGCGCUCAACCCGCCGGGCAAGCGCUCGUGA